Molecule: messenger RNA, 3278 nt
Organism: Puma concolor (puma)
Lineage: Eukaryota; Metazoa; Chordata; Mammalia; Carnivora; Felidae
Gene: PLD1
Product: phospholipase D1
Biological process (GO): regulation of vesicle-mediated transport; regulation of microvillus assembly; intracellular signal transduction
Cellular component (GO): intracellular membrane-bounded organelle; plasma membrane region
Molecular function (GO): phosphatidylinositol binding; D-type glycerophospholipase activity
Source: RefSeq, a predicted model, not a curated record
CGCGGCCGCCCUCGCCCUACAGCCCCUUUGCUCUUACCCUGUCUGAAGCCAACAUGUCACUGAAAAAUGAGCCAAGAGUAAAUACCUCUGCACUGCAGAAAAUCGCUGCUGACAUGAGUAAUUUGAUAGAAAAUCUGGACACACGGGAGCUGCACUUUGAGGGAGAAGAGGUGGAUUAUGAUGUGUCUCCCAGCGAUCCCAAGAUACAGGAAGUGUGUAUUCCUUUCUCUGCUAUUUAUAAGACUCAAGGAUUUAAGGAGCCUAAUAUACAGACGUAUCUCACCGGCUGUCCAAUAAAAGCCCAAGUUUUGGAAGUGGAGCGCUUUACAUCUACAACAAGGGUACCAAGUAUCAAUCUUUACACUAUUGAAUUAACACAUGGGGAAUUUAAAUGGCAAGUUAAGAGGAAAUUCAAACACUUUCAAGAAUUUCAUAGAGAGCUGCUCAAGUACAAAGCUUUUAUCCGAAUCCCCAUUCCCACCAGAAGGCACACGUUUAGAAGACAGAAUGUCAAAGAAGAGCCUCGAGAGAUGCCAAGUUUGCCCCGUUCAUCUGAAAAUAUGAUCAGAGAAGAACAAUUCUUCGGUAGAAGGAAACAACUGGAAGAUUAUUUGACAAAGCUACUGAAAAUGCCCAUGUAUAGAAACUACCAUGCAACAACAGAAUUCCUUGACAUAAGCCAGCUGUCUUUCAUCCAUGAUUUGGGACCAAAGGGCAUAGAAGGUAUGAUAAUGAAGAGAUCCGGGGGACACAGAAUACCAGGCUUGAAUUGCUGUGGUCAGGGAAGAGCCUGCUACCGCUGGUCAAAAAGGUGGUUGAUAGUGAAAGAUUCCUUUUUACUGUAUAUGAAACCAGACAGUGGUGCCAUUGCCUUCGUCCUGCUGGUAGAUAAAGAAUUCAAAAUCAAGGUGGGGAAGAAGGAGACAGAGACAAAAUAUGGGCUCCGAAUUGAUAAUCUCUCAAGGACUCUUAUUUUAAAAUGCAACAGCUAUAGACAUGCUCGGUGGUGGGGAGGGGCUAUAGAAGAAUUCAUCCAGAAAUAUGGUACCAACUUUCUUAAAGACCAUCGAUUCGGGUCCUAUGCUGCUAUCCAAGAGAAUACAUUAGCCAAAUGGUACGUUAAUGCCAAAGGAUAUUUUGAAGAUGUGGCAAAUGCAAUGGAAGAGGCACAAGAAGAGAUUUUUAUCACGGAUUGGUGGCUGAGUCCAGAAAUCUUCCUGAAACGCCCCGUGGUUGAAGGAAAUCGUUGGAGGUUGGACUGCAUUCUUAAACGAAAAGCACAAGAGGGGGUGAGAAUCUUCAUAAUGCUCUACAAAGAGGUGGAACUCGCUCUUGGAAUCAACAGUGAAUACAGCAAGAGGACUUUAAUGCGUCUACACCCCAACAUAAAGGUGAUGAGGCACCCAGAUCAUGUAUCAUCCAGCGUGUAUCUGUGGGCUCAUCAUGAGAAAAUUGUUGUCAUCGACCAGUCAGUGGCUUUUGUGGGUGGGAUCGACCUGGCCUAUGGAAGGUGGGAUGACAACGAACACAGACUCACAGACGUGGGCAGCGUGAAGCGUGUCACUGUAGGACCAUCUCUGAGUUCCUUCACAGCUGAAACAACAGAGUCCAUGGAAUCCUUAAGCCUUCAAGAUAAAAACAAAGCUAGUAACAAUCCGCCCACCCUGAGGAGCGUUGAUGAUAUGGAUUCAAAACUGAAAGGAGUAGGAAAAUCCAGAAAGUUCUCGAAAUUUAGCCUCUACAGACAUCUCCACAGGCACCACCUGCACGAUGCAGACAGCAUCAGCAGCAUUGACAGUGCCUCCAGUUAUUGUAAUCACUGUAGAAGUCGUCAGAAUUUAAUCCAUGGUUUAAAACCCCACCUGAAACUCUUUCACUCUUCCAGUAAGUCUGAGCAGGGACUCACUAGACCUAAUGUUGACACCAGCUCCCUCCGCAGUUUACAGACAGGCAUGGGAGAGCUCCAUGGGGAAACCAGGUUCUGGCAUGGAAAAGACUACUGCAAUUUUGUCUUCAAAGACUGGGUUCAACUUGAUAAACCUUUUGCUGAUUUCAUUGACAGGCACUCCACUCCCCGGAUGCCAUGGCAUGACAUUGCCUCUGCAGUUCACGGGAAGGCAGCUCGUGACGUAGCACGUCACUUCAUCCAGCGCUGGAACUUCACGAAGAUAAUGAAAUCAAAGUAUCGGUCCCUUUCGUAUCCUUUUCUGCUUCCAAAAUCUCAAACAACAGCCCAUGAGCUGAAAUAUCAAGUGCCUGGGUCUGUCCAUGCCAAUGUACAGUUGCUCCGCUCUGCUGCUGAUUGGUCGGCUGGUAUAAAGUACCAUGAAGAGUCCAUCCAUACUGCUUAUAUCCAUGUGAUAGAGAACAGCAAGCACUAUAUCUACAUAGAGAACCAGUUUUUCAUAAGUUGUGCUGAUGACAAAGUUGUGUUCAACAAGAUAGGUGAUGCCAUUGCUCAGAGGAUCCUGAAAGCUCACAGGGAAAACCAGAGAUACCGGGUGUAUGUUGUGAUACCGCUGCUGCCAGGAUUUGAAGGAGACAUUUCAACGGGUGGAGGAAAUGCUCUGCAGGCAAUAAUGCACUUCAACUACAGAACCAUGUGCAGAGGAGAAAAUUCCAUCCUUGGGCAGUUAAAAGCAAAGCUUGGCAAUCAGUGGAUAAAUUACAUAUCAUUCUGUGGCCUUAGAACGCAUGCAGAGCUUGAAGGAAACCUAGUCACUGAGCUCAUCUAUGUCCACAGCAAGUUGCUAAUUGCUGAUGACAACACUGUUAUUAUUGGCUCUGCCAACAUAAACGACCGAAGCAUGCUGGGGAAGCGUGACAGUGAAAUGGCUGUCAUUGUACAGGACACAGAGACAGUCCCUUCAGUAAUGGAUGGGGAAGAAUACCAAGCUGGCCGGUUCGCCCAAGGACUUCGGCUGCAGAGCUUCAGGGUUGUCCUUGGCUAUCUUUCUGACCCAAGCGAAAACAUUCAGGAUCCAGUGAGUGACAAAUUCUUCAAGGAGGUAUGGGUUGCAACGGCAGCUCGAAAUGCUACAAUUUAUGAUAAGGUGUUCCGGUGCCUUCCCAAUGAUGAAGUACACAAUUUAAUUCAAUUGAGAGACUUUAUUAGCAAGCCCAUAUUAGCAAAGGAGGAUCCCAUUAGAGCCGAGGAAGAACUGAAAAAGAUCCGUGGGUUCUUGGUGCAAUUCCCCUUUUAUUUCUUGUCUGAAGAAAGCCUACUGCCUUCCGUUGGAACCAAAGAAGCCAUAGUGCCCACAGAGGUUUGGACUUAA